UACAGCCGGCCCCAGACCGUGGCUGCUCGCGCCGCCUGCGCCUGCGCGGUGGGCGCCUAGUGUGCGAGCGCAGCGCUGAGGACGCCGCUGGGGUCGCCUGGCAACCGGGUCGCCUAGCAACGGGCGACCGCGCACGCUGAAGCAGUGGUCUCUGCGGAGCUCCGUUUUGAAAGUGAGAGCGUCACCUCCUGCAGGUGCGGAAAGAUGGCCCAUACCUGGAUCUCUAUGUACCUGCCCCCCGACAUCAACCCCGCCCAGGCUUCCAUCGCGUACGGCUGCCGGGCCCUGCCCAAACUGAACGAGGAACUGCAGUCCGAGGACCUGCAGACCAGGCAGAAAGCCCUCAUGGCUCUGUGCGACCUCAUGCAUGACCCCGAGCACGUCUAUGUGGCCAUCGACAUAGGCUGCCUGGAGAGCCUGCGGGCUUUGCUGAGGGACACCAACCACAUGGUACGCAUCAAGACCACCGAGGUGCUGUCCAUCAUGGCGACCCACACCGUGGGCAGGUGGGCCACUGUGUACGGAAACCCAGGGCAGGCUUUUUUUUUUUUCAAUGGAAAAACAAAAAGCCAGGAAUCAGAGAUUUGUACAUUCCCUUUGAACAGUGCAUCUUAACCCCAAACACAAAGGGCUAGGCAUGCGUCCACCCCCAGUGCCACCAGGCCUCCCUGGGAUGUGGGCCUGGGAUUGAGGUUCCCCUCCUCUUUGGGGCUUAAACCACCCCUGCAAGGUCGUCCAAUGUGCAGCCGUGGUUUCUUUCGAGAAGAGCAAGAAGUCAGACAUUAAUGAAGUAAUCUGUAUGCAAAACCUUCUAGGGCCUUUCUACCAUCAUCUCACUUGUCUGACAGACUCACUUUGGAGUCUCCUCAAAGCCUUCCACCUGGUUUUUAUAAGGAAAUUAGAAACAACCCUCUCCUCUCAUCUAA
This is a messenger RNA of Myotis davidii, 926 nucleotides long. Its product is annotated as radial spoke head 14 homolog. The transcript has 3 exons. The record is from RefSeq and is a predicted model, not a curated record. NCBI's taxonomy places the organism in Eukaryota, Metazoa, Chordata, Mammalia, Chiroptera, Vespertilionidae. The coding region runs from base 205 to 615 and encodes 136 amino acids.